CAUGCUCCUCGUUCCGCAAGCACCAGCAAGUCUCUUUCUGCGCAGCCGCUUGCGCCUCACAGUCUGGUCGUGUCUCGUCGCCUCCGCCAGGCACUCCUCGUCGCGGCACACCAUGGCAGCCUCUGCGCCUCCCGCACGACCUCCGGCGCACUACCGCGUCCUUCCCGUUGCGCGCGAGCAGAUUCUGCUGCAGCUGACCGUGUCGAACCGCUGUGGACAGGCGUUUCGAUGGCGCGCAAACGAGGUGUGGGAGUACAUUGGCGAUGAGGAGCUCGGACCGCCGCUGAAGAGCGAGCCGGAGACGCCCGUCAAGCGGGAGCCGGACGCCGAGACGGCGCACGUCAAGAGCGAGACGGACGGCAGCGCGGCGCACGUCAAGGCCGAGAACGGCAGCGCACACGCAUCGACCAGUCUGAAAGGCUGGGAGCAGCAGACGGAGUGGUCUCUCUGCCUCUCGGACCGCGUCGUGCUGCUGCGCCAAGACGAAGCGCGCGGCUAUCUCUACUUCCGCACCCUCCUGCCCUCCGGCACCGACACAGCCGACGUCGAGCUAGUCGAAUCGCAGACACGCUCGUGGCUGCACGACUAUCUCAACCUCUCUGUCCCGCUCGAAGCGCUCUACAAGGAGUGGUCCCUCAAGGACCCCGUCUUUCGACGCUUCGCCACGCGCUUCGCGGGCGUGAGGAUGCUGCAGCAAGAGCCGUGGGAAUGUCUCUGUGCCUUCAUCUGCUCGAGCAACAACAACAUCGCUCGCAUCGGACAGAUGGUCCAAGCGCUUUGCACGCACUACUCGGAGCCGCUGCUCGAGUACAGCUACCCUGCGCCGCCGGAUGCGCUGCUGGCUGCAAGCCCAGAUCUGAAGUCCGGCCCCACGAGAAUCGUCUAUCAUCCGUUUCCCUCGGCAGCUACACUCGCUCAGCCAGGCGUGGAGGAGACGCUGAAGCAACUCUCGUUUGGCUAUCGCGCCAAGUACAUCGCUGCUACUGCUCGUGCACUCUGCGAGGCGCAUCCACACGCUCAACGACAAGUGUCUCCGCCGCUAGCUCUCAAGCCAGAACCCGCACUGCUCGAAGCAGAGGCUGAGCCACGACGCGGCAAGCGGGCACGUCAGGAGGCGAAGCUGUCAAGCGCGGAGAUGAAGGACAACAAGACGUCGCAAGAGACGAAGGCAGAACCUGAGGCACCACCACCAAGCAUCCAUUCGCCCGCGUCAUACCUCCUCACGCUGCGCGACAUGCCGUAUCAUGAGGCGCGUGCAGAGCUGCUCAAGCUCUCGGGCGUUGGUCCCAAGGUCGCCGACUGCAUUCUCCUCAUGUCGCUCAAUCAACCCUCGAGCAUCCCCGUCGAUCGACACGUCUACCAAUUCGCAGCGCGCUGGUACGGCAUGAAAGUGAAAGAGGGCGCCCGGGGCUACGAGACUCUCGCAGAGCGCUUCCGCGAGCUGUGGGGCGAGUAUGCCGGCUGGGCACACUCUGUCCUCUUCACGGCCGACCUGCGCGCCUUUGCGGGAUACGAGCCAAAGAAGGAGGAGCCGCAGGAAGACGUGCAGACGAAGCUCGAAGAUGGAGCAGCUGUGAAGAUGGAGGCAGAGCCGGCGGGGGAAGAAGGUCCAGGCACGCCACUCUUGGCACCGCCUGCAGCGCCGGGAGCCCUGGCGCUCGGCACGAUGGAGCGGCCGCCGAAGCGCAAACGCGGCGGACGAUCGUAGACGUCCUGUCUCCGCACUCGCAAUCGCAUCAUACCCCAUCUCAUCCCCGCUCGUGCGUCUUG
Molecule: messenger RNA, 1770 nt
Organism: Tilletiopsis washingtonensis
Lineage: Eukaryota; Fungi; Basidiomycota; Exobasidiomycetes; Entylomatales
Product: DNA glycosylase
Exons: 3
Coding region: 113-1708 (531 amino acids)
Biological process (GO): base-excision repair, AP site formation; base-excision repair; nucleotide-excision repair
Cellular component (GO): nucleus
Molecular function (GO): damaged DNA binding; 8-oxo-7,8-dihydroguanine DNA N-glycosylase activity
Source: RefSeq, a predicted model, not a curated record